Colletotrichum aenigma is the source of this 276-nucleotide messenger RNA. RefSeq lists its product as uncharacterized. The record is from RefSeq and is a predicted model, not a curated record. NCBI's taxonomy places the organism in Eukaryota, Fungi, Ascomycota, Sordariomycetes, Glomerellales, Glomerellaceae. The coding region runs from base 1 to 276 and encodes 91 amino acids. The transcript is spliced from 5 exons.
AUGGUGAUAUCCUGGAAACAUCAUCGAUCACUUAUAAUCCACCAGACGGCGGAUCCGGAAUCGGGCGGUCCCUACAGCUCUACGGAAUUCCGAUCUUCAGCUCCAAAGGCGGAGCCCACCCCUUUGCUCGGCCACGCCCCUUGCCGUGCGGCCUUUGGAGACUCGACAAUUGUAGAGCAUAGCAAAUCUCCCAGUAUCUACGAGCAUCCUGGGAGGUCAGGUGUAAGAGAUUUUGCUCCAACUUCUAAGGCCCCAAGUCCCCAUCGGGAAAAAUAA